Meriones unguiculatus (Mongolian gerbil) is the source of this 1379-nucleotide messenger RNA. It is a transcript of the gene Ilkap, whose product is annotated as ILK associated serine/threonine phosphatase. The coding region runs from base 120 to 1298 and encodes 392 amino acids. Gene Ontology annotation, molecular function: protein serine/threonine phosphatase activity; cation binding. Gene Ontology annotation, biological process: protein dephosphorylation. The transcript is spliced from 12 exons. The record is from RefSeq and is a predicted model, not a curated record. Lineage: Eukaryota; Metazoa; Chordata; Mammalia; Rodentia; Muridae.
CUCUGGGGCGGCGGCUGCGCGGCGCGCGAUUGGCAGGGUCGCGCGCGGUGACUGACGGCGCCGCCGCCGCUGCCGCCGCCCAGGGGAGCGCGGAGCCUCCGCGCCACCGCGCCGCCGCCAUGGACCUGUUCGGGGAUCUGCCGGAGCCCGAGCGCGCGCCGCGCCCGACUGCCGGGAAGGAAGCACCGGAAGGACCCGUGCUCUUUGAGGACCUGCCCCCGGCCGGCAGUACUGACUCAGGAUCUGGGGGACCUUUACUUUUUGAUGAUCUCCCGCCUGCUGGCAGUGGCGAUCCAGGUUCUCUUGCCACAACAGUUUCCCAGGUGGUGAAGAAUGAAGGGAAAGGAGCAAAGAGGAAAACCUCUGAAGAAGAGAAGAAUGGCGGUGAAGAGCUUGUGGAAAAGAAAGUUUGUAAAGCCUCUUCGGUGAUCUUUGGUCUGAAAGGCUAUGUGGCAGAGCGGAAGGGUGAGAGGGAAGAGAUGCAGGACGCCCAUGUCAUCCUGAAUGAUAUUACUCAGGAGUGUAAUCCUCCAUCCUCCCUCAUUACUCGAGUUUCAUACUUCGCUGUUUUUGAUGGACAUGGAGGAAUUCGAGCCUCGAAAUUUGCUGCACAGAAUUUGCACCAGAACUUAAUCAGGAAAUUUCCUAAAGGAGAUGUAAUCAGUGUGGAGAAAACUGUGAAGAGAUGCCUGCUAGAUACUUUCAAGCACACAGAUGAAGAGUUCCUGAAACAGGCUUCAAGCCAGAAGCCUGCCUGGAAAGACGGGUCCACUGCCACGUGUGUCCUGGCUGUGGACAACAUCCUGUAUAUCGCCAACCUCGGAGAUAGUCGGGCAAUCCUGUGUCGAUAUAAUGAGGAAAGUCAGAAACAUGCAGCCUUAAGCCUCAGCAAAGAGCACAACCCAACUCAGUAUGAAGAGCGCAUGAGGAUACAGAAGGCCGGAGGGAAUGUCAGAGAUGGGCGUGUCUUGGGAGUGCUGGAGGUAUCCCGUUCCAUUGGAGAUGGACAGUACAAGCGCUGUGGGGUCACAUCUGUGCCUGAUAUCAGACGCUGCCAGCUGACCCCCAAUGACAGGUUCAUUUUACUGGCUUGUGAUGGGCUCUUCAAGGUUUUUACCCCAGAAGAAGCUGUGAACUUCAUCUUGUCCUGCCUUGAGGAUGAAAAGAUCCAGACCCGAGAAGGGAAGCCUGCUGUUGAUGCCCGCUAUGAAGCUGCGUGCAACAGGCUGGCUAACAAGGCAGUGCAGCGGGGCUCAGCAGACAAUGUGACAGUGAUGGUGGUGAGGAUUGGACACUGAGGCCUGUACAUGCCCUGUUUUGCACGGUUGUGUACUCUUGUGGGACUUCUAUGGUUGUAAAUAAAGGUUUCUUUUUUCCUA